CCACCUGCCACCAUGUCUCGCCAGCCCUCGCCAGGUCCCGCUCCCUCACACGGCCAGCAGAUGUACCACCAAAUACCCCUCGUCUCCUCGUCCAAACAAAGGUCCAAGUCACACGUUCCAGGCAUCACUGCUGGCGCGGAGGAUGUCAAGUACCAGGCCAAAUACAAGGAGUUGAGAAAAAAGGUCAAGGAAAUCGAACUCGACAAUGACAGGCUGUACCUCAAGCUGCUGUUGGCAAAGAAGAACAUCCGCCGUAUGAAUCUGGAAAGGGCAAUUCUGUACGAACGUCUGGCCGCGGUUCCGCCAACACCGGGAAGGCAGUCCCAGGAGCUGCCUCCCGAGCAUAACCCUAUAUACGCGCAGCAACAACAGGGCCAUCCCGAUGCAGCCCGCCUUGUCAUCCCGGACGAUCGGGCUCUCGAAGAGUAUCUGCGAAAGAACCCCAAUGCCCGAGUCGUGCGGGGCCCUGACGGCAGCAUCGUCACCGUCGACGACGGAUCAGGUCGCGGUGCCCUCGGAAUCAUCGACCCUGCGCCGCCACAGGCGAUAUCCACUGAACCUGGAUUCCACCACGACGCCGGGCCCGCCUAUGAUUCCGACCGCCGACUAGCCCCUUUGGUCCCGCAAAUUCACGAGCCGCAGCCAGAGUCUGCCACUUCCAAUAGCACGAGUCAUCAUGUCAGCACCCUUCACCGCUCCCGUAGCUCCUCGUCUCGGCACGACGUCGACCAAUACCAAGCCGAGCCCACCAGACUGGAUACUUUCCCGUCUUCGCAGGCUGCGCACAGUCGAAGCUCGAGUAUGUCCGGCGAGGGACAGUCAGAUGCUGGGUCAAGGCCGCACGAACAUGCUGACAGCCAUGCCCACCAACAUAGCCACGUCCCUGCUGCGAACAUGCCCCCCUCUCCUCAGUCUUUGCAUUCCCCAACGCACGGCCGGCUGCACAACCACCAGCGCGUCGGCCCUGGGGUGCAUCUGCAUCGCCCGGAGCGCGACCCUGAAGAGACACGUCAGCUCCUGCGCGAGCGCGAGAGAGAGCGCGAAAGGGAACGCGAACGCGAGGUCAUGCUGCGCGAACGCCUCGCGCGUGAGGCGAGGGAGGAGGAGGAGCUGCGCGGCGGCGGCGGCGGGCCCUGGCCGCAGGACGAGGCCGGCCGCGGCUCGCGCUCAGACACGCCGGGCUCUGGCGGCGGCGUGCCCUCGCGCCCGGCGUCGGGCCAGGCGUACGAGCGCGAGCUGCCGCCGCCGCCGCGCACGCACGCGCCACCGCGCGUGACGAGCCUGCUCAACGACGAGGACGGCUACUACGACCGCCGCGGCGACCGCAUGCCCGUCUCGAGCACGCGCGGGUACCCCCACGACCCUGAGUACCCGCGCAAGCGGGCGCGCCACGACGUCGACGAACGCGCCGGGGAGCUGCGCUCGCCCCUUGAGGGGGCGCGCGGCGGGGCCUCGGCGGACGGCGCCUACCCCGUGUCGGAGCUUCGGGGUCCUCGCAGGGGCGAAGACGAGGGCGAGGUCACCCGCCUUCAUAACACGUCUUCUAUUCGUGAUGAAAAGAUGGACGAGGAUUAGGGGGUCCAAUAACCAAAUUAUCCAUACUCGUUACCUUUUUCGUAUACUCUUUAGGUUUUAUGUCUUCUCCAUGUGAGUCGCCGUCUCUCUUUGCGUGUCGCGAGUCUGUAGCAGUGCG
This is a messenger RNA of Phanerochaete carnosa HHB-10118-sp, 1693 nucleotides long. RefSeq lists its product as uncharacterized. The record is from RefSeq and is a predicted model, not a curated record. The transcript is spliced from 3 exons. The coding region runs from base 13 to 1575 and encodes 520 amino acids. NCBI's taxonomy places the organism in Eukaryota, Fungi, Basidiomycota, Agaricomycetes, Polyporales, Phanerochaetaceae.